UUUCCGCUUCCGGUUCUUAAUUCCGGAAGUUGCCGUUUGAGGUAACGUGGUCCUUGGUGUGGUCUUUGUGAGAUUUUGCCAUGGCGUACCGGGGCCAGGGCCAGAAAGUGCAGAAGGUGAUGGUGCAGCCCAUCAAUCUCAUCUUCAGAUACUUGCAAAAUAGAUCCCGGAUUCAGGUGUGGCUCUAUGAGCAAGUGAAUAUGCGGAUAGAGGGCUGUAUUAUUGGCUUUGAUGAAUACAUGAAUCUUGUGUUAGAUGAUGCAGAAGAAAUUCAUUCUAAAACAAAGUCAAGAAAACAACUGGGUCGGAUCAUGCUAAAAGGAGAUAAUAUUACUCUGCUACAAAGUGUCUCCAACUAGAAAUGAUGAGUGAAUUAAGAAGACAGCAGUGAAGUGAGGUGGCAAUUGUGAUAACGUGUGAAAAAUGCAGCUGUUUAAGUGGUUUGCCCUGGGAUUAUUUGUAAAACAUUUUUUCAUAUUGUUUUCGUUACCCUUAUGUUAUUACUGCUCUGGCAAUAAAUGUUGUAGGAUUGUUUUUAUUAAAAAAUGACAAUGUUUCUUUCUGUUCGGUGGUAAAGACCUGUUAGUGGCAUAUUAGUAUAGGUAUUUUAAAGCUUCUAAAGUUAGUGAUUGCUUUGGGCUUUUGCUUUCUUGGAGCAUAGACUUACACAUAUCCUUGAGGCAGAGACUAGGAACUCUUGACAGGUAAGCUUCCACUAUUGGGUAGCAGAAAAAGGGGGAGGUUUUCACAAAAAUAAGGCCAUUACACUAAUGUAUGUCUUCAUUAAUUCUAACUCUUGAAACUGGGGUUAUAGCUUAGUUGUACAGCAUUUGUCUAACAAGCACAAGGCCCUAGGUUCAGUCCUAGCACAGCAAGAAAAAAGAAUUCUAAUUCUGAGUGCUAGAACACCACAGAGUUUCUAACUAAAGUAGAUUGAGAACAUUUUAAUAGCUCCAUUAUUUGCUUGG
Messenger RNA from Fukomys damarensis (Damara mole-rat), 968 nucleotides. It is a transcript of the gene Snrpe, whose product is annotated as small nuclear ribonucleoprotein polypeptide E. The record is from RefSeq and is a predicted model, not a curated record. The coding region runs from base 81 to 359 and encodes 92 amino acids. The transcript has 5 exons. Gene Ontology annotation, biological process: mRNA splicing, via spliceosome; spliceosomal snRNP assembly. Gene Ontology annotation, molecular function: RNA binding. Gene Ontology annotation, cellular component: U2 snRNP; precatalytic spliceosome; U5 snRNP. NCBI's taxonomy places the organism in Eukaryota, Metazoa, Chordata, Mammalia, Rodentia, Bathyergidae.